Molecule: messenger RNA, 3982 nt
Organism: Teleopsis dalmanni
Lineage: Eukaryota; Metazoa; Arthropoda; Insecta; Diptera; Diopsidae
Product: pyruvate carboxylase, mitochondrial-like
Exons: 9
Coding region: 81-3674 (1197 amino acids)
Biological process (GO): gluconeogenesis; pyruvate metabolic process
Cellular component (GO): cytoplasm
Molecular function (GO): metal ion binding; ATP binding; pyruvate carboxylase activity
Source: RefSeq, a predicted model, not a curated record
AUUUGUAGUCUCAUACAACAACGACUGCCGACAAUAUUAAAAAUACUUCUAAGUCAAUUAUUGGAACUACUUAAAUCAAAAUGUUUAUACCAGUUGCACAUAGAGCUUUUAAGUCUCUCCGACAAACCACACCCCGUGUUCGCAUAUUUCUUAUAAAUAAAAAUGCCUAUUCUAGUCAGGUUGAAUAUAAACCCAUACGUUCGGUGCUUGUUGCCAAUCGUGGCGAGAUCGCCAUACGUGUCUUCCGUGCUUGCACUGAAUUGGGUAUUAAGUCCGUUGCUGUUUAUUCGGAACAAGACAAAAUGCAUAUGCAUCGUCAAAAAGCUGAUGAAUCAUAUUUAGUUGGCAAAGGCUUACCACCUGUUGAGGCAUAUUUAAACAUUCCCGAAAUUAUCCGUGUUUGUAAGGAAAACGAUGUUGAUGCUGUGCAUCCAGGCUAUGGAUUUUUAUCAGAACGGAGCGAUUUUGCUCAAGCCGUUAUCGAUGCUGGUCUUCGAUUCAUUGGCCCCUCACCAAAAGUUGUGCAACAAAUGGGUGAUAAGGUGGCUGCACGUGUUGCGGCAAUUGAAGCCGGCGUUCCUAUUGUACCUGGUACAGAUGGUCCAGUAACUACCAGCCAAGAAGCAAUGGAAUUUUGUAAAAAACAUGGCCUGCCUGUUAUUUUUAAAGCUGCAUAUGGUGGUGGCGGACGUGGCAUGCGUGUUGUGCGCAAAAUGGAUGAAGUUGAAGAAUUAUUUCAACGUGCUAGUUCCGAAGCCAAGGCAGCAUUUGGCAAUGGUGCUAUGUUUAUAGAAAAGUUUAUUGAACGCCCACGUCAUAUUGAAGUACAACUAUUGGGAGAUAAAGCCGGUAAUGUUGUACAUUUGUUUGAACGCGAUUGUUCAGUACAACGACGUCAUCAGAAAGUAGUGGAAAUCGCUCCAGCACCGCGUUUAUCAAAGGAAGUACGUGAUAAAAUGACCGAAGCAGCUGUACGUUUAGCCAGGCAUGUGGGUUACGAAAAUGCAGGAACUGUUGAGUUUUUGUGUGAUGAGUCUGGUAACUUCUACUUCAUUGAAGUUAAUGCUAGAUUACAAGUGGAGCACACUGUAACCGAAGAAAUAACUGGCAUUGAUUUGGUACAAUCGCAAAUACGCGUUGCAGAAGGCAUGACUUUACCGGAACUUGGUUACACUCAGGAAAAUAUUAAACCACGUGGUUAUGCUAUACAGUGCCGCGUUACAACAGAAGAUCCUGCCAAUGAUUUCCAACCUAGCACUGGUCGUCUUGAGGUGUUCCGCUCUGGUGAAGGUAUGGGUAUCCGUUUGGAUAGUGCUUCCGCCUUUGCCGGUGCCAUCAUUUCACCGUACUACGAUUCCCUCCUUGUUAAAAUUAUAUCGCAUGCCAGUGAUUUACAAAGUUCUGCCUCAAAAAUGAAUCGUGCAUUGCGCGAAUUUCGUAUUCGUGGUGUUAAAACAAAUAUACCAUUUCUGUUGAACGUUUUAGAAAAUCAGAAAUUCCUACACGGCGUACUGGACACAUACUUUAUUGAUGAACAUCCCCAAUUGUUUAAAUUCCGCCAUUCACAAAAUCGUGCUCAAAAAUUACUUAAUUAUAUCGGUGAGGUAUUGGUCAAUGGACCACAAACUCCUUUGGCUACUGGCUUGAAGCCUGCCGAUGUAACUCCACAUGUACCCGAAGUGCCUUUAGAUCUAUCGCCUGAGGCACUAUUGCGUGAAGAGCGUGGCGAAGCUAAAGUCACGGAACCCCCAAAAGGAUUACGAGGCAUACUCAAGUCUCAGGGUCCUGAGGCAUUUGCCAAAGAAGUACGUUCUCGUAAGAAUUUAAUGCUCAUGGAUACUACCUUCAGAGAUGCUCAUCAGUCACUAUUAGCUACACGUGUACGAUCUCAUGAUCUAUUAAAAAUUUCACCAUUUGUUGCUCACAAAUUCAAUAAUCUAUACUCUUUGGAAAAUUGGGGUGGUGCUACUUUUGAUGUUGCUCUACGUUUCUUGCAUGAAUGUCCAUGGGAACGAUUGGAAGAAAUGCGUAAACAGAUACCAAAUAUACCUUUCCAAAUGUUGUUACGUGGUGCCAAUGCUGUCGGUUAUACCAGCUACCCGGAUAAUGUUGUGUACAAAUUCUGCGACUUAGCGGUUCAAACUGGCAUGGAUAUCUUUAGAGUAUUCGAUUCCCUCAACUAUUUGCCAAAUUUAAUUUUGGGUAUGGAAGCUGCCGGUAAGGCUGGUGGUGUUGUAGAAGCUGCGAUUUCGUAUACAGGUGAUGUCAGUGAUCCCAAACGUACCAAAUAUGAUCUUAAAUACUACACUAAUCUGGCUGAUGAACUAGUUAAAGCAGGUACACAUGUUCUUUGCAUUAAGGAUAUGGCUGGUCUAUUGAAACCUCAAGCUGCCAAAUUGCUUAUAAGCGCUAUACGUGAAAAGCAUCCAGAUGUGCCAAUUCAUAUACAUACACACGAUACCUCAGGUGCUGGUGUAGCUUCUAUGUUAGCUUGCGCUGAAGCUGGUGCCGAUGUUGUAGAUGUUGCCGUCGAUUCUAUGUCCGGCAUGACUUCGCAGCCAAGUAUGGGUGCAGUAGUUGCUUCACUACAAGGUACCGCACUUGAUACCAAUUUGGAUUUGCGCGAUGUGUCCGAAUAUUCAGCUUACUGGGAGCAGGCACGUACAUUGUAUGCCCCAUUCGAGUGCACAACUACCAUGAAAUCAGGCAAUGCUGAUGUUUAUUUGAAUGAAAUUCCUGGUGGUCAAUAUACAAACUUGCAAUUCCAAGCAUUUUCACUCGGCUUGGGUGAUUUCUUUGAGGAUGUCAAAAAAGCUUAUCGGGAAGCUAAUUUGUUGCUGGGAGACAUCAUUAAGGUAACGCCAUCAUCAAAAGUUGUUGGUGAUUUGGCACAAUUUAUGGUGCAAAACAAAUUAACAGCCGAUCAAGUAUUAGAAAAGGCCGAAGAACUCUCAUUUCCCAAAUCAGUAGUAGAAUAUUUACAAGGCUCAAUUGGUACACCACAUGGUGGUUUCCCUGAACCCUUACGCUCUCGUGUCUUGAAAGAUAUGCCACGGAUCGAAGGACGUCCUGGUGCAAAUUUGGAAUCUCUUGAUUUUGAAAAACUUAAGAAAGAGUUAAAGGAAUCUCACCCACAUGUAUCAGAUCGUGAUGUUAUGUCAGCUGCCUUGUACCCUGCAGUUACAAAUGAUUAUUUGUUCUUCCGAGAGAGUUAUGGUCCAGUAGACAAAUUAGAUACACGUAUUUUCUUAACUGGUCCCAAAGUUGGAGAAGAGUUCGAAGUUAAAUUGGAGAAAGGUAAAACCUUAAGUUUGAAAACAUUAGCCAUGGCUGAAGAUUUAACACCAAACGGAGAACGUGAAGUAUUCUUUGAAAUGAAUGGCCAAUUACGUUCAGUGCUGAUACGUGAUAAGGAAGCUGUUAAGGAAUUGCACAUACAUCCCAAAGCCUCGAAGACCAAUAAAAGCGAAGUUGGCGCUCCCAUGCCCGGCACAGUGAUUGACAUACGAGUAAAGGAAGGAGACAAAGUAGAAAAAGGGCAGCCAUUAGUAGUGCUAUCGGCCAUGAAAAUGGAAAUGGUUGUUCAAGCACCGAAAGCUGGUGUUGUGAAGAAACUUGAAAUAACCAAUGGCAUGAAAUUGGAAGGUGAUGACUUGCUAAUGACUGUGGAGUAAGAAUUGUAAAAGAAUUGUUACUGUGAAUUUGUGAAGUUUGUUUAAAACGUUUUUAUCCUAUCAUGUAGAAGACAUUUAAGAUGUGAAAAAGGAAUAUAUUAAAAUAAAUUUUAUAGUUAGAUUUUACAUAGCGUGUUUUGAGGAUAUUUAUAAUUAAUGUAUUACUCUGAACAUAUAUGUAAUAUAUUUAAACAGUUAGAAAUUGUUUUUAAAUUAUAAUUACACGCACAAGACAUUUAAAUGUGAAACUAUGUUAUUUUGAAAUAAUUUAUAUAUAUUAAUCUGUUAUGAAAUUGUAAUUAUAUGUA